This is a messenger RNA of Cyanidioschyzon merolae strain 10D, 1695 nucleotides long. RefSeq names its product mitochondrial F-type ATPase F1 subunit alpha, precursor. The record is from RefSeq and is a predicted model, not a curated record. Lineage: Eukaryota; Rhodophyta; Bangiophyceae; Cyanidiales; Cyanidiaceae. The transcript has a single exon. The coding region runs from base 1 to 1695 and encodes 564 amino acids. Gene Ontology annotation, molecular function: ATP binding; proton-transporting ATP synthase activity, rotational mechanism; ADP binding. Gene Ontology annotation, biological process: proton transmembrane transport; proton motive force-driven ATP synthesis.
AUGAACCGUGCCCUGAGACCGUUUGCUCGUGCUUUGGUGCGUUCCAGUGACCUGCUUGUACGCGGUCGUGCAGCUGUACACGGUGCCUUGUGGGUCACAGCGAAUCGCGACCAGCGGCAGAGGUCGCUCUCCAGCUGGCGGGCUACGGGUGCUGUGCGCAGAUCCGCGCUCUCAGCAGCAGAGCUCUCUGCGAUUCUCGAAGAGAAAAUCAGCGGCGUUGAGGAGCCGUUCGAUGUGAACGAAGUCGGGAGAGUGCUAACCAUUGGUGACGGUAUUGCCCGAGUUUACGGAUUGAACAAUGUCAAAGCCGGUGAAAUGGUGGAGUUCGCGGACGGCACCAAAGGCAUGGCGCUCAACCUUGAGCAGGAUAAUGUAGGUGUUGUCGUUUUCGGCUCCGACCGCGAUAUUACCGAAGGCUCUCUCGUAAAACGGACGGAAGCUAUUGUAGACGUUCCGGUCGGGGAAGGCGUCAUUGGUCGCGUUGUGGACGCUCUGGGGCAGCCGAUCGACGGUAAGGGCCCGAUCCGCGCUGUUCAGCGGCGACGGGUUGAUGUCAAGGCUCCGGGUAUUAUCCCGCGUCGUUCUGUGCAUGAGCCUAUGCUGACAGGUCUCAAAGCUGUGGAUAGUCUUGUGCCGAUAGGGCGCGGCCAACGAGAGCUCAUUAUCGGUGAUCGACAGACCGGCAAAACUGCGGUUGCCAUCGAUGCGAUUUUGAAUCAGAAGAAGGCCCAUGACGAGAACAGGCCUGAAAAAAUCUACUGCAUUUAUGUUGGAGUCGGGCAAAAGCGCAGUACGAUCGCGCAGUUGGUGAAUCGACUCGAGCAGGCUGACGCACUCAAAUACACGUGCAUCGUGGCGGCGACGGCAUCGGAUGCGGCACCUCUCCAGUUUCUGGCCCCGUUUUCCGGCUGUGCAAUGGGCGAAUACUUCCGGGAUAACGGUAUGCAUGCGCUCAUUAUCUAUGACGACUUGAGUAAGCAGGCAGUCGCGUACAGACAGAUGUCACUGUUGCUGCGGCGUCCGCCGGGUCGCGAAGCCUAUCCCGGUGAUGUCUUCUACCUGCAUUCGCGUCUGCUGGAACGCGCUGCGAAAAUGAGCGAUACAGCAGGCGCCGGAUCCCUGACCGCGCUUCCCAUCAUAGAGACGCAAGCUGGUGACGUGUCCGCGUACAUUCCGACGAAUGUGAUCUCGAUUACGGACGGGCAGAUAUUCUUGGAGUCGGAGUUGUUCUACAAGGGUCAACGUCCCGCGAUCAACGUUGGUAUUUCGGUUAGUCGAGUGGGAUCUGCGGCGCAACCAAAAGCGAUGAAGCAGGUUGCGGGGUCGAUGAAACUGGAAUUAGCGCAGCAUCGGGAGGUCGCUGCCUUUGCGCAGUUCGGCUCUGACCUGGAUGCCGCCACGCAGCAGUUGCUGAAUCGCGGAGACCGUCUGAAUGAGCUGUUGAAACAAGGCCAGUACAAACCGAUGCCGUUCGAAGAACAAGUGUGCGUGAUCUACGGAGGUGUACGUGGCCUUCUCGACAAGGUACCCGUCUCUCGUAUUCGCGAGUAUGAAGCAGCAAUGCUGCAGAACAUGCGCUCAAAUCAUGGUGAUCUGUUGGCAAAGAUCCGUCAGGAAGGCCAAUUAUCGAAGGAGUCCGAUGAAGCCUUGCGAAAAAUUCUCACCGAGUUUAUUGCUACAUUCCACAAGGCUUGA